Caenorhabditis angaria is the source of this 246-nucleotide messenger RNA. The record is from the annotation of a GenBank genome assembly. NCBI's taxonomy places the organism in Eukaryota, Metazoa, Nematoda, Chromadorea, Rhabditida, Rhabditidae.
AUGAAAUUUCUUCUCUUCCUUAUUUUAUUGAAUCAAUUUAUGAUAAUUGAAAUCGAAGGAAAACGAUGUGAAAAUAAUCGAGAUUGUGCAGAAAAUGAAAAUGAAUUCUGUCGAGAAAUCGGUGACAUCGGAAAAAGUAUAUUCAAUUGUGAAAGAAAAUGUGAGACGGAUAAGGAUUGCAAGGAUUUUGAAUGGUGUCGACCUGCGAGUCACGGAGAUCCUGCAUUUUGUGAAUUUCACUUGUGA